Molecule: messenger RNA, 1799 nt
Organism: Diprion similis
Lineage: Eukaryota; Metazoa; Arthropoda; Insecta; Hymenoptera; Diprionidae
Gene: Drep4
Product: DNA fragmentation factor subunit beta
Exons: 8
Coding region: 361-1746 (461 amino acids)
Biological process (GO): apoptotic DNA fragmentation; apoptotic process
Cellular component (GO): cytoplasm; nucleus
Molecular function (GO): DNA endonuclease activity
Source: RefSeq, a predicted model, not a curated record
UCUCCUGGGCUCUCCUGGCGUCGCGGCGCCCGUCGUUCGACGGCGGAUCCGUCGGAUCAAGACUCGUCCAAGCUCCUUUCAAUCCGGCUUCCGGUUCCGGGCGUUGCGUCGCGUCGCGUUCAGCCGAUCGAAUCAAAUUUCGAAAGUCGAAAAUACUCGGCAGUAGCGAUCCGCAGAGCGAUUAAUGAGUCAGUUUUGGUUGGCUCGUGUCUCGCAGGAAGCGAACAGCUGUUCGUAGUGCGAGUAUCGGGCCACGCGUCAUUCAUAGACUGGGCGUCGGUAAGCAGUGUCCUACCUUACCGAUCGGCCCGGGUUUCCCCGUUUCUUGGCGUUCUUCGUUUGUUUCUCGAUCGAAAUAAUAUGUCCGUCAUCGUUGAUCGGCUCCGUAGCAUCAUGCAGAGCAAAAACUCUCGCCCGGCAAACACUGAGAAAGAGAUCAAGGGAUACCGAGUGACCAACGCCGAUCGAACUCGGAGAUUUGGAGUCGCCUGUAGGGAUUUUCAAGAGCUUAAACGCAAAGCCUGCGCAAAGUUCAACAUUUUAAACCCCGAUGAGCGGGACAAAGUGACGAUUUAUCUCGUCGACGGAUCGAUAAUCGACGACGAAUAUUUCCACACGGUUGAACCGCAGACUACUUUGAUAUUGCAGCGACACGGAGAGAAGUUUUUGUCAGACGCUGAAAUAUUCUACAACACGCUGCGUCAAGUCAAUCUCGAGUUCAUAACGACAGGCGAUGCGAUAUCGAGCUUUCUGACCGAGAAUCUAAAGUCGAAAAUCGCCGUUUUGAACAAAGCUCUGAACAAGGAUGACGAAAAGACGAGACUCAGUUCGAGAGAGGAUCACCCCGAGUGGUUUAAAAAUUUGGAGACGACGGCGACGACGAAGGAGGCCUACAUGCACCGCAGAUGCCAGGACAGGAUCCGGUGUUACUUGUACAAAACGAUCGAUCAAAUAAAGAGUUCGGACGUAUAUGCGAAGAACGAAUCAGCGAAGCGUCGUCUGUUGCACGCAAUCACGUAUUUCAAGCUCCAAUUGAAGGAGGAUCACUGUUUUGGUUUUUACUUUGACCGAAGCUGCGCAAGAGGGGUUAAAAACCGGUCAAAGAUCGGCAGACCGAUUGCCGAUAAGGAAGAAGAGGAAGAAGAAGAAGCAGAAAAAACUGCAAAUUUGAGUUCAGACGAGACGGAUUUCGGCGCCUCGAUUUUCUCAUGCCACCAUCUUCAUUGUCCGUGCAAAAUCGGCGCCGCCUCUGCAGGUUUCUGGUCGCUAUGGAAGAGCGACCGAUUUCUCGCCGAGUUUUUCCCCGAGGAAGACGAAACCGACGAGACGGAUGCCAGACGAAUUUCUCCCGUUAAAAAAACAACCGCGAACAAGGCCGAAUCGGCCGAUUUUUGUCCCUAUGAAAUCGGCAAAAACGACGAAACGGAGCCGCGAUUCGCGCUCUGUAAUUCCGACGGUGAAUUCAAAUGCGACGGCGUCUGGAACGCCGAUCGCUGUGCCUACGGUGAAAGGCACUCCAUAAAUCCUUACCGAUCGUACGAGGAAUUAGUUCUCUUCUCUACAUGGAAUUUCGAUCACAGGAUCGAGAGAUCGAGAACUCUGAUACCGAAUCUGCUGCGAGCGUCUGAGGAAAAGGCGAUAAGUCGUCAGGAUGUUGUCAACCUCUACGAGAAUAUAUUCACGGUGAAAAAUCUUCGACUGGUGCACAUAGUUUGCCACGAUAAGGGAGCCCACAAAGUUCAAUGAGCGACGAGGAAUCGAGAGUAUUAAUAAUACGCAAGAAGGUCGGAGAGUUUAAU